This is a messenger RNA of Naegleria fowleri, 495 nucleotides long. RefSeq lists its product as uncharacterized. The transcript has a single exon. NCBI's taxonomy places the organism in Eukaryota, Heterolobosea, Eutetramitea, Acrasida, Naegleriidae. The record is from RefSeq and is a predicted model, not a curated record. Bases 1 to 495 code for a protein of 164 amino acids.
AUGAUUAAAAAAGUCAGUUGGGUAAUUGAAAACGCUUGGUCAUAUAUUCUCAAUCUAAAGGAAAUGAAUGUGGUUUUUUCAGAAGAAAAUAAAACCUACAAAGUAAGACUUGCAGUUGGUACAAAGAAUGAUGAUGCAGUAUGUAAGAAAAAUGGUUUUGAGGAAUACAAAACUGUGGAGAAAUUGAUUACUGAAGUUGCAAAUCAUGCCUCAUUCUUUUUUAGAGACAACUUCUCAGUACAGGAUGUCAAAAGAAUCACCCAACAAAUCUGUAUUAAGGCUGGUAUUCCUUUUGAAGAAAAGAAGCUCAAGAUUGUUGAAAGACCUGCUAAUCUUUUUCAUAACGUCCCAAAUAUUGCUUACUACGACACAAACAACAGAGAUAAUCUUAAAAAAUUUAUUGCAACCUCUAUGGUUGGCUUUGGUUUAAAGUCCUAUCCAAAACCAGUAAGAAUCCAAUUUACAUCAACAGCUGAAUUUCUUAGCAAAAAAUAG